Mercenaria mercenaria is the source of this 7377-nucleotide messenger RNA. Its product is annotated as protein PAT1 homolog 1-like. Gene Ontology annotation, cellular component: P-body. The record is from RefSeq and is a predicted model, not a curated record. Gene Ontology annotation, molecular function: RNA binding. Gene Ontology annotation, biological process: P-body assembly; deadenylation-dependent decapping of nuclear-transcribed mRNA. The coding region runs from base 84 to 2693 and encodes 869 amino acids. Lineage: Eukaryota; Metazoa; Mollusca; Bivalvia; Venerida; Veneridae. The transcript has 20 exons.
CUCUUUUCCUCAAUACUGUUCAUAAACCGUCCAAAUUUUAGAGAGUAAAGCGAUAUCCGGAAAAAUUGGGAAAAUGACCUGAAAUGGCAGAUACAUGUUUUGCUGAUUACUCUACUCUGGGGUCACGUGAUGUGAACAGCUAUGAUAAUGAGUUAUUAGAAGCUCCAGAGGAAGAGGGAGAGUUUGAUGUUCUCAAUGAUGAGACAUUUGGAAACCUUGACGAUGAUGAUUUUGACUGGGAAGAGCAGACAGAGAAGUUUGCCGAGGUGUACGACCCGGAACAUGCCGGUCACCACCAUAACGACUCUGGCUUUAAUACGGCAGAAAAAUCCUACAGAACACAGGAGGAGUAUAUGGAGCACAGUAUCAGUCAGUUGAUGGUAGAUGAUGAUGAACCUGAUCCUGCCAUACUCAAGUCCAAACCUAUACCCAAGAAUUGGGCAUUUAUUCCACAGAGACAACAGAACUUGGACAGUUUGUUUGGUCCUGCCUCGCCGCCAUCAUUGUUGGAUGCUGAGCAUUUGGUGUCGCCAACCAGCAAGAAUAUCUGGGGUUCACCAUUACAAGAAGUGCCUCAGCCACGACCACACCUGAACAAUAUACAGUCAUUGUUUGAUUUUGCCAAGUCUGCUAACUCUGAUGGUCCUAUUGCUUCCAUCCACGGCCCUCACUCAAGAUCGGCCCCCAUGGUGCUACCAAAGGCUCAGACAUUAGAGGAGAUUGAGAGUUCUCUGCUGCGUAAACCCAAGGUGCUGACUGCAGAAGAGUUGGAGCGUCAGCUUCGCGGAGAGUCGCCCAGUCACACAUCAUCAUUGUUAACCAACGGUCAUCCCAUACCACCUGCACAGUUCAACAUCCCACCUCCUAACAUGGCAUCCUCACUUCCCAUGCAACAUCCUCCUCAGAUGGUACCGGGACCUCCACCUGGCAUGAAGGGUAUAUCCAAUGGUCACAGGUCGCCAGUAUUCAAUACACCUGCACCAAUAGGAACACCAGUACGCGUGCCACCUAUACCAGGUGGUGCUCCUGUGAGCAGUACUCCACAGUACAGGAAUAGACAGUCGCCAGUGAUCAUGUUAACCCGGCGAUCACCAGUUCCCCGUUCCCCUACACCUCCACCCCUGUGUGUAAGCCCUCAGACUCCACAGAUGGUAGGCGUGCCUUUUAGAUUCGUGACUCCAUAUGCCACACACAGUCAACCUAGAUACAUAGCCACACCAGGGCGUGGAUUAUCCCAGCCUAUUGGUAUACCUCGUGCCAUGAGGGGGCCACCGCCAUCUAACAGCCCCUAUAAUAGUCCCCAGGGCAUAUAUGGUAGUCCACAGGGGCCUUACCAAAGUUCACAUCAACAAAGAUUUCAACAGCCAGGUAGUUUUAAUGAAGCAUACAGUAAUAGAAAUAACAGCAAUACCUAUCAGUCAUCUUCUCAUGUGAAAGCCCAGUUCGAAGACAGAUCCAGAAAUGAGCAAGCCAGUAACAAAGAACAUAGGUAUCACCGAUAUCCAUACAACCAAAAGUAUGAGUCCCGCCAAGAGCACUCUGGUCAGCGGAAACGUGGCAGUAAAGACGAGGAUACCUAUGCAGGACUGAUGACCCAGAAAGAGAAAGAAUGGAUCAUAAAAAUACAACUGUUACAACUACAAACAGAUAACCCAUUUGAAGAUGAUUACUACUACGCUUCAUGGUGCUUGAGAAAGAAGGCCAAAGAGUUAGAGAAGGAUGAAGUCAAAGAAAAUGCAGACCGUAACCUUGUGAUACCAUCUCUCGCUAGGGCAGAGAACAGGGCUUAUAAACCUGCUCAUUUUGAAGGAUCUCUUGGUCGUUUAACAACGUCCAGCGUGCACAAUCCACGCCAGAUCAUAGAUCUUCUAGCCAAGAGUGUGUCAGAGACUGCGGCAGGGGUCAGUAGCAAAUCUACCAGCAAUGUCGGCAAGGAACUGAGAAAAUCUCGCCAACUAUUCAUGGACAUUGAAAAGGGCUACAACCUACUUCUGGAUAUAGAUACCUUAGAGAAACAGAUUCUUGCUCUUCCAGAGGAUAUGAGAAAACCACUUCUAGAAGAGAGGUCACUGAGGGUGGACCUGUUGUUUCAUUAUUUACUCUGUGAUGGUAAUUCUGCUGCCUUCAUGCAAUACAUGAACGUCAGGAAGGGUCGCAGUCUCACCAAGAGGGCACUGCCUUACCUUGAUAAGGUUCAGUCUGUGGGUAUAGUGUCUCUGGUAUGUAAGAAUUUACAACAGCUCAUGAAGAAUGAUCAGGCUGAUGAGAGAUUAGAGGAACUGUUCCUACCAUGUGCCAAGGUGAUAGAGACGUGUAACCUAGCAACUGUUGUUAUGUUUGUUGAAGACAUACAACAUGAAGAAUCUCCCUCCACAACAAAACCUAUUGCUAUGGCAUUACAGAAUAAGUUUGGAAGUUCUAUGUUGUGUACAUUGUUACAUCAAGGUGAACAUAUUUACAGUACAACUUCACCUGUAGAUCUUGAAAGUAACCUGCAAGAUGAAUGGUGUGAAUUUGUGCAUGACUUUGCUGGAAUCAUGGCAACCAUUCCUCUCGAGUCAAUUACUGCCCCAUUGCAGACGUACCCCGACAUAUCGAAACAUCUAGAACGGCUGCUCAAUAAACGUCUGAUGGCCGUUGUCGAGGACAACCUCAGAGUAUUUACUCAUCCGUCGGUGGAAAACGAGUCCUGACAUAGUUUGAAUCGAGUACAGCCUAGCUAAUGAACGUGAAUCUUGACCGAUUGUAAUCUACAAGUUCAUAUGCUUGCACUUAAUCAUGAUAAAAGUUGAGAAAGGGUUUUGAUACUUAAAGGUUGCUUGACAUAGAAGUUGUGAUGGAUUUCAAGACUGACACAUCUGAUACUUGAUGAUUGCUUAGUGAUGAGCCUUGAUUUGAUGUCAAGGCUUUUUGUGAUAUCAUUUUUGUUUCGUGAUAUAGUGCUAUAACAUCACAACUACUUCUACCAACGCUAGCCACUAGACAGUUAUUUUAAGACAUGCAGAUUCCAAUUUUCUUGAAUUUCAUAUUGUUAACAAACAGACAUAGGAAUUCAGUUUCCUUACAAUAUUAUGUUUGGGCUUUGGUUUCCAGUUUAAUUCAUUUACACUAUAAAUUAGUAGUAGCAAAUACACUGUAAAUGUGAAUUUUACAAUCUUUUCUCUAAAUAGAUUCAGUUGUGAUUUUUAGAUAAGGAUAUUUUUGUCUUUAAUAUCUAUAGUGUGUGCUAGACUUUUUGAAAUCUCUCUUUUAUCAUGAAUUUCGGUAUUGUCUUUUGAUAGCUAAGUACAUAUAUUUAAGACAUGUUAUAAAAGAUAAAACAAAUAUAGUUUGUGUGUUGUCUAUUUUAGUACUUUUAAUAAGCAUGGUUUAUAAGUUUGGGAAAUAUGUUUUAUAUACUUUUUUCAGGAUAACUUCUUUCUCUGUUUCUUUUUUCGAUUGAUUCUAUCCUGACCAUUUAAAUUAAAGUAUUACAAAAAAAUUAUAAUUUUUUCGUUGACUUGAAGAAUUUAGGAUACUGGAUGUAGCCCAGUGUUUUAAUAUGGAUAAUGUAUUAGAAAGGUUUUUCAAAUUGAAGAGUAUCUAUAAUACACCAUUUAGUGUGUUAUUGAUUAAACAAAGAUUUAAUUAUGUUUCCCCAUAUGUUGGGAGAUAUAUGACUGUCUUGUCCACAUCUGUUUGUCUGUCACAAAGGUUUGUCUGGACCUCUCCUGUGAAUCAACUUUCAUCCAAACUUGGUAGGGAUUCCCAGAAUCAUGGUUAGCUUUGAGGUAGUUGUUUAUAGUCUUUCUUUUCCAUAAACAACCAUGAUAGUAAGAUAUAUAUAUUGGAUCAAUAAGGGAGGUAAUAUUAUUACAGAAGUUUAGAAGUUUAUUUUGAAAAGUUGAGGCUCAUUUAGAGCGUCUGACUUGACAAAGAAAUGCAACAUAAGUAACAUAACAAAAUAAUAGAUAAUGAUUGACAAAAAGAUGAUUCUAUUUAAUGGCAAAAGAUUAGAAUUACUCUUCCAUAUCUUAAUUAGUAAGUUAUGAAAUUAUAUGAAAAUAAGAAAACAAACUGUAGAAAUAUCUCUAUGGUCAUUUACCUCAGCAUUCCCCUGUAAAAAAAAAAGAAAUGAAUGAGUUGUCAGUCAGUGUGACAGUAUACUAAAUACUUCUAAUAGCAAAUAAGUCUGCUGUAAGGGGUGAUCAUCUGGGGCAUAUGUGCUUGUUUAUUUUUUUAUAUUUUUUUUAUUAGUAAUGGGUGCAUACAGUCGCUUAUACAGUUUUGGCCAUUUUCGUUUCUACUUAAAAAAAAAUUAUGCCACAAAAUGUCUUUGUGAUAUGGCUAGAUACUGCCUAUCAAUUCACCUUUCUCUUUAGACACUCGGUAGACAUGUUCUUUUACAAAAUGCAAUCUCUAGUUUGAAACAUUUAAUGUAAUAACAAUUUGAUUCAAUCAUAUUUUUGCGAUUAUCUUAAUGUUUUGUUAAUAAUAAUUUAAAUAUUACUUUUUCUGUAUCUUUCAUUUUAUUUGUCUCGGACUCUGGUAAUUGUUCUAUCAAUCAAAUUUAAGAUGUUUGUUUGAUCAUUCUUAUUUUAAUUAUGUUUAUGGGAAACAUAUGUAGAUGGGGAAUAGGGUUUUUCUUAUGUACUAUUGAUUUAAAAGAAAUACUUCUCAGAUAAGUAAUAAUCUAUUUAUAACCAAUUUACUUUUUACAUGCAGGUGUUACUUUCACAGUCAUUAAUCUCAAAGGAAUUAAGUGUUACCGGUAAUUUGAAUGAUUUGUUCACAUUCUAGGAAGUUUGUUAGAUUAAUAUAUAAUGCCACAAAUAUGCUUGCAGAUGGCAGUGUGUUCAAGUUAUAAACAGCUUCAGCAGAAUUUUUAUACUGGCUUUUCGUGAUUUUUGGAUAGUUUUCAAGAUACUUCUCAUAAUUUUUUUCCGGAUUUACUAAAAUGCAAAACAACAUUUGUGCUACCAGUUUGUGUAUUCUAGAUUCUUACCUCAUUUUUUUAUGAAUCUGUGAGGGAGCAGUUUUAGACUGGUAUCAGCAGUUUUGAUGAGUGAUUUAGGAAUAUGAACCCAGAUAGGUACAUAGGUUACUCCUCUACAGGUCAUUAGUUUUUGAAAUGUUUUUACAGAAAAGUUUAUUACUACUACAGAUUAGGGACUGGCUAUUCAGAUUUUUGUUAGCUCGACUAUUCGAAGAAUAGUCUAGCUAUUCUACUAACCCUGGCGUCGGCGUCGGCGUCACACCUUGGUUAAGUUUUUGCAUGCAAGUACAUACAGCUAUCAUGUAAAGGCAUAUAGCUUUGAAACUUAUUUAUUCUUUUUCUAGGUCAAUUACCAACCUCACUGGGUCAAGUUCCAUAACUCUAACAUGUAUUUUGAGCAAAUUAUGCCCCCUUUUGGACUUAGAAAAUUCUGGUUAAAGUUUUACAUUCAAGUUACUAUCUCCAAAACUAAUGCAGAUAUUGAAUUGAAACUUCACAUGUGUCUUCGGGGUUAUAAAACUAGUUGAUAGCACCAAGUCCCAUAACUCUGACCUUUAUUUUGGCCAAAUUAUGCCCCCUUUUGGACUUAGAAAAUUCUGGUUAAAAUUUUGCGUGCAAGUACAUACAGCUAUUACUAAAAGGCAUAUAGAUUUGAAACUUAUUUUUUCUUUUUCUAGAUCAAUUACCUACCUCACUGGGUCAAGUCUCAUAACUCUGACAUGUAUUUUGGCCAAAUUAUGCCCCCUUUUGGACUUAGAAAAUUCUGGUUAAAGUUUUGCGUGCAAGUACAUACAGCUGUUACUAAAAGGCAUAUAGAUUUGAAUAUUAUUUUUUCUUUUUCUACAUCAAUUACCUACCUCACUGGGUCAAGUCCCAUAACUCUGACAUGUAUUUUGGGCAAAUUAUGCCCCCUUUUGGCUUUAGAAAAUCCUGGUUAAAGUUUUACAUGCAAGUUACUAUCUCCAAAACUACUACAGAUAUUAAAUUGAAACUUCACAUGUGUCUCCGGGGUUAUAAAACUAGUUGAUAGAAUCAAGUCCCAUAACUCUGACAUGUAUUUUGGGCAAAUUAUGCCCCCUUUUGGACUUAGAAAUCCUGGUUAAAGUUUUGCGUGCCAGUACAUACAGCUAUUACCAAAAGGGAUAUAGCUUUGAAACGUAUUUAUUCUUUUUCUAGGUCAAUUACCAACCUCUCUGUUUCAAGUUCCAUAACUCUUAACAUGUAUUUGGAGCAAAUUAUGCCCCCUUUUGGACUUAGAAAAUUCUGGUUAAAGUUUUACAUGCAAGUUACUAUCCCAAAACUAAUGCAGAUCUUGAAUUGAAACUUAACAUGUGUCUUCGGGGUUAUAAAACUAGUUGAUAGCAUCAAGUCCCAUAACUCUGAUAUGCAUUUUAGUCAAAAUAUGUCCCCUUUCGAACUUAAAACUCUUUUGAUAUUUAACAUUUUGGGUAAUAAUUUCCUGCUUCUGUGACAAUAUUUCUAAUAGUCGAGCUUGGCUGUCUUACGGACAGCUCUUGUUUGUUUGGUUGUAGUCUGUAUACAUUUUCACUCACAGCUUAGCUACUCAUACAGUUUCGUAUCCUUUGUAGUCCCAAGGAGAUUGUGCGAACAUUGAUCAUCCUGUUUCCAUAGAUUUUUGCUUGCUUUAAGAGUAUUUUUUGUGCAAUCACCAUUACAGUUGAGCUCGCCACUACUCUGAUGCCAUACCUAUGUAUUUUUGCAUUGACAGUACUCAAAUAUGAUUAUUACAAGUUACCACUGAUAUGUGAAUGAUUUCUCUAUAUACCAUUGGUGAACACCUUCCUUUAGCUGUGAUAAAAGGGUCAUGUUUUAGUGAAAAUCAGCUCUUAAAUGUCAUCUAAAGAUUUGUUCAAAUAAUUCAGUAAACUUUCCACCUUUAUUUUCACAAACUCCAGAAGUAAUGUAAUAUAUAUGUGCAAGGCAGUACUUGAUAACAUACACAAAUAUUAAAAGUUUAAAUAUAUGGUGACUGCAUGCCUAAACGGCGAGCUUAUUUGACAUUUCUUUUCCUAGUUUUGCUGUAAAACUUUUUUAUACUUUAUAACCUUUAUAGAGUUUAUAGUCAGCCAAUAAAUUUAUCAAGGUGUACCUGUUAAUCUUUGUAAGUAGUCAGUUUCCAAAUUGGGAUUUGUAUAUAAGAAAUUUUGUAACAAAGUCCUUUAUGUUAGAUUUUUCAUAGACUUAUUUGAUAACUUGCUUACGUAAAGCUAUACCUGUGGGACGCUAUUUGUUUAGUCCAAAGGUGACAUGUUGUUAUACCUAUAAAACACAGGUAGGUAAUUUUAAUAUUACCUUUUUUUCAUGGAAAUUAUGCAUCACGUUUUUGUUCCUGAUAAAAAGCAAAAUAUUGUACAAAUAAAUCUAUGGCUAUUAGCAUCUAA